This is a messenger RNA of Geodia barretti, 745 nucleotides long. Lineage: Eukaryota; Metazoa; Porifera; Demospongiae; Tetractinellida; Geodiidae. The record is from the annotation of a GenBank genome assembly.
CAACUCCUUGGACAGUACAACAUUAAGUGUGACGAGGGCCGACUAGCAUUGUUUUAUGUCGCAGAAAUCGACCUACAGGGAAAGGAAGACUGUGUGUAUAACGGAAAACAAAGGUGUCAGGACUACAUCCUAAUUGAUCGUGGCACGUCCGGACCUACUGAGAUAUGUGGCAACUCUUCAAAUGGCGCCAUGUCAGAGCUGGAGUCAGGGAGUUUCACUGUUAUCUUCCGCACAAGUGAAGAAAAGAAAUUUGGUGGCUUUGAGAUACAUGUCAUCUGCUUUAGAGAGGAAGAUAGGGAUCGAAGAGGUUGUUUAACACCAAUGGAUUUUAACUCCUCCGUGUGUACUGCUGAUAGUGGUGGUGGGGAACUGCACCCACAAGAUAACACCCCAGAUGAAGGUCGUGGAAGAAGGAGAUGGACACUUACUCUGGCUCACCUACCAGGAUAUCUUCCCUGAAUAUCCUUCAGGCCUGAGAGAUGAAGGAAGAUGUUGCAAAUUUUCACAAUCUUUGGCAUCGCAAGAAGAGGCAAGCAGGAGGAGACUUUGAAUUCAUUAGUAGAAUUGUACUCCUAAACGAGUCGGUCAACUACACUGAUAGUACCAUCCGGAUAGCUGGUACUGAUGGUACUGAGACUGGACUGUGAGACUUGAAAAAUUAUUGACUCUAUGGCAAGUAAAACACAUGCCUUUCUUUCCAAUAGAUAUGAAGGUAUUCAACUUCUGAAACGUUAAAUGCAAUGGG